Thrips palmi is the source of this 4193-nucleotide messenger RNA. It is a transcript of the gene Rgk3, whose product is annotated as GTP-binding protein REM 1. Lineage: Eukaryota; Metazoa; Arthropoda; Insecta; Thysanoptera; Thripidae. The transcript has 6 exons. The coding region runs from base 121 to 1521 and encodes 466 amino acids. Gene Ontology annotation, molecular function: GTPase activity; calcium channel regulator activity; GTP binding. Gene Ontology annotation, cellular component: plasma membrane. The record is from RefSeq and is a predicted model, not a curated record.
CGCCAGGCCGCGUUUCGCCGCGUCUCCGCCAACACGACGACUAGCUCGCGCUCCACGGGGUCGGGGUGGGCGCCGCACUCUCCGCAGCGCCCCUCCCCGACGAGCUCGCUCGGCCACGCCAUGGAUUCCGGCGCUGAAGAGGCCUUUCGCGCCGCCCGCAAGAAGGGCCGGUCCGCGUCCAUCUGCGCGCCGUCCUCCUCCUCCAUGGAGGCCGUGCUGACCAGCGCAGCCGCCGGCAGCAGCAGCAGCACCGCGGCCACGCCGACCGACCCCGGCACGCCGGGCACGCCGUCCACCAGCCGGCGCCGCCGCCCCGCCACGCGCUCGCACUCCGCGCGCAUCUCCGGCAACAAAUCGGUGCGCCGGCCCCGCCAGCAGGACCAGCCGGCCAUAGGCACCAUGCGCUCCGGCACGUCCGAGCCGCGCCUCAACCACCACGGCGACGGCUUCGGCGGGCCGCGCAUCGGGGACGUCGUCGGCGCGUCCGGCUCCAACACUCCAGAGAGCUCUCCGGGCGGCCGUCGCCGUCCCACGGGCGGCAGGCGAGCCACCUCCAUGCACCACGCCCACACCGGCACGGUCCACCGCGACCACCACCAGCAGCGCAAGUCCACGGCCUUCCUGGACGUGCCCGACGUGCGCGGCGCCCGCCAGCCGGACGAAGAUGAAGACUCCUACCGCCUGCGCUCCUUCAGCGCCACAUCCAAGGGCGUGGUGAACCGCGGAGACUCCUUCCGCCGCCGCCGCUCCCGCAGCAACUCCCUGCUGCCGUCCGAGGGCUUCUCCAUGGACCGCGGUGGCACCACACCGCUGCUGCGCUCCCCGGCCGCCCCCAUGUCCCCGGCCGCGCCCUACGCCAUCGCCAUGCCCGGCAUGGACGUGGUGACGCACCGGGUGGCCAUGCUGGGCGCGCCAGGGGUGGGCAAGUCCGCCCUCAUCUCCCAGUUCAUGACGUCGGAGUGCAUCAACGCCUACGACGGCAUGCGAGACGUGCCUAAGGAGCAGUCCGUGUCCAUCAUGCUCAACGGGGAGGAGUCUGAGCUACAGUUCGUCAACUACGGCACUCUCAAGGAACUGGAGGCGGGGCAGCCCUGCGCGGCGCUCGUCAUGAUGUUCUCCGUGGUGGACAAGUCGUCCUUCCAGAAGACCGAGAUGGACCUGCAGCGGCUACAAGAGCUGGGCAUGCUGCGGAACCGGGCCGUCAUCCUGGUGGCCAACAAGGUGGACCUGGCGCGCAGCCGCGCCGUCUCCACUCAGGACGGCAAGUGCCUGGCGUGCACCUACAAGGCCAAGUUCAUCGAGGUCUCGGUGGGCAUCAACCACAACGUGGACGAGCUGCUCGUGGGCAUCCUGACCCAGAUCCGGAUCAAGGCGACGCAGACGGAGCGUGAGAGCACCGCCCACUGGUACAAGAACCGGGGCAUGGUGCGCGCCUCCAUGAAGGCCAGGCAGAUGUUCACCUGGAUCUUCGGCCGGGAGGACAGCAAGUUCAAGAACUGUGAGAAUCUGAACGUGGCCUAGGAGGGUGUCGAUGAUGAGACAGUGAUGGCGGAGCGAGCCUGCCUGUUCGGGGGCCGACGCACUGGCUGUCGGUGUGUUGUGUGGAAUCUUUUGUGAGGAAAUGUCGAUCUUCUGCAUGAUCCUUCUUCUUCUUCUUCGAUCGGUGGGGAAUUCACUCAAGACGUACGAGCUGUUUUGCACUAAUUCGGACCAUUUCGUGACUUUCAGACUAUCUCAUGACUUUCCGGCUAUCCUGCCGCAUUUUUGGUGUUUGUUUUACUUCUACGCACGCACGCGGUUUUCAAUGGAAAAACGGAACGCGGUUGUCGACGGGACGUGCCGAUUUUACCUAUCAUAUUGAGAUUUUAAAAGAAGUGUAGGAAGGCGUUUUAACUAUCUUGAUGUAUUAGUUAGUCAAGGGGGAUAUGGGUUUGAAGUUUAGAUACACACACCCUUGCUUGAAAUUAACAGAUAGAUUUGAAGUAUUUUGGAGUAAAAAGAGAAUGUAUUUUGGUGAAGUUAACGAAGUUAGUAGCUCGGUGGGCGAUAUCUUCCACACCUGUUUCCCCCCUCGGUAUUAUUUUUGUUGAUCCAUGUAGUCGUGUAAGUUAUGUGCAGCUUUGUGUGUGUCUUCUUUUACGAAUCUUGUGCUGGAAUGUCGACUUUCUUGGGCGGACUAUCAGCACUUAAUGCCAUUUUUGACUUUUCUUGUGUACAUAAUCUGCCAGUUUCAAAGCUCGUGUCUUUAUCGAAAAAAGCGAGGGGUCCACCAUUCAGCUCAGAAGUGUACACACGAUUACUGAUUAACAGUGAUUACCCAAAAAAAUUCUCAUAAAACUCUAAAAUUUCGGCCAGUUAGGAUCAUUUCUUGCCUAUUUUCAUAAGAAAAAUCCCCAAAGACCGAUAAAAACAGCGAAAUCGUUAAGUUUUGGCAUGUGAUUUCUAGUGAUUACUAGACGAAGUGUACACACGAUUACCAGAGUGGGGCACCCCUCGAAAAAAAGUUGUUAAUUGUUGUGAUAUAAGUUUAGAAUCUCACAACGAGCCAGAUAUAUAUUAUAUUAUUCUACGUUAUUUUUGUACAAAGUAAACUUCCGACGGUGGAUCUUGAAGAGGUAAGGCAGGGUCAGAUUAAACCACAACUUAUAUUGAAUUACCAAAUGGAGAGACGAACCACCUUGAGAGUGUCAGUAAUAGGCGACGGCGAGUCUCGCGAAACGGGUCCCAAGCUGCUCCAGACCGGCAGUCGGUUGCAAGCCGAGCGCCCAGCGAGCAGACAGAGAGGUUCGACCCUCGGCCUCGGCCCGACCCUCGGCCCGACCCUCGGCCCGACCCUCGGCCCGACCCCACUGCUGCUGUGGGAUGGCUGCACCGGCUUGCACCUGGCUGCACCCUUCGGAUGCGGACGCGCGCUCACCUGCCCGAUGAAGGCGACCACCUGUCAAUGGAGAGAUAGGCCACGCGCUCGGCCGCUGGAGCGCCUGUCAAUGGGGGGAUAGGCCACGCGCUCCACACCCACGCGCGGCGCUCCGCAGCAUUGCCUACCCUGCCCGGGGCUCCGACAGGCACAAGGCCUGUCUCGAGUCCAGUUUGGUUGGCUAUUUACUCGAUUUUUUGUGUGUGUUCGGUGUCUAUUUUUAGGGUGGUCCUAGUUGAAUAAUAACGUAAAAUACCUGCCUUGGUUCGGCUGUAACACAGGGGAAAAACGAGGCCAUUGCCAUUACCCCAAGCAUAAGCGGAGAAGCACUGGAACUCUGUCGUUUUGAGCCGAGAACCCUGGUGCCCUGCUGGGCGUAACUUUCUGACCACCCUGUAGAGUACAUUCUAUUUGGACAAUACUGUCCAACUCUCUAGGAAGUCUUCGGCGUUUGGCGCACCGGGAACCCCUUCCUCCUGUCUGCCAGGCAAGGCCUAUGGUGAGCUUCACGCUUAUUCGGUGUUUUUUUUCUUCUACUCUGCCGUGCUCUUGUCUUCGGGGACGUGACAUUACAAAUUGUGGGCUGGAGCGAAUCAAGACCAGAGAAUGUGUAUUUGUGACAGGUUAGUCCCUACGCUUAUUUAUAAGGAUCCGCGCUGUACCUGGUAAAUAGUACCUAUCGGAUACAAAUGGAGAGCCUCCCUUCCUUCCUUCCUUUCCCAACAUGACAAUAUUAGUUAUUUGAAAAAUAUGAAUGUGGAUAAUCUAGUCUUUACUGUAACGGCGUACUUCGAUAGACGAGGGGGCAACCACGUUCGAUAUUUGGGGACACAAGAUUUUUUGAAGAGAAGAGAAGAUUUUGUCGAAUUUCGCAAGAUUUUGUCCAAUCGUACGAAUCUGCCGGUUGUUUUUUUUUUUGUCAUUUUAAGGGAAAGGUUUUGGAUUUCCACGUAUUUCAAGGGCUCGAAGGGGAAUAGGAUUUUUCAAGUGGUUGCCCCCUCGAUGAUAGGUGUAAUCAAGUAAAUUAUGUGCUUCUUCGGAUAAUAUAGAGUUAAAUGUGAUCUUUUAUUUUUCUUUAGACAUCUUUGAGCGCCAUGAGAAUUGAUGGCUGAGGCUAAGGCUACUAUUGCAUAUGCAUAUCUACUUAUUGUCUAUCAUUAAACUUAAAUUUUAUGGUCAAAAAUUUUAUUCUUCCUUUUAAAUGUUAUCGAUGUGAAAGUUUGAAUUGAUGUUAGUUGCGCUGUAUGUAUCGUAUCUGUGAGUGAAAUACAUAUUU